Molecule: messenger RNA, 5420 nt
Organism: Dreissena polymorpha
Lineage: Eukaryota; Metazoa; Mollusca; Bivalvia; Myida; Dreissenidae
Product: bis(5'-adenosyl)-triphosphatase enpp4-like
Exons: 4
Coding region: 195-1688 (497 amino acids)
Source: RefSeq, a predicted model, not a curated record
CUUACAUCACUGUUCAUACAAAAAAUGUCCAGACAGGAGACGUCGCGGGAGACGUCGGUAUACUGAAGAACCGCAUGACCAAUCGAAGAGGAUGUUAAAUAACAGUGAAUACCAAUGUACAUUUCAUAAAUAGACAUCCAUCUAUCUAUCUAUACUGUCUAACUCCCCUUGCGCGUGUUAUUGAUAGGUGACAUAUGUUUAUCAUUGGUCAUACAAUAAAACCACAAAGAAUGUGUGACAUUUCACUACUUAUUAGCUGUGUACUCUUUUUAACAAUGACUUCAAGCUGUGAAGCUGAUGCAGUUCACAAUGUUCUUCUCAUUUCAUUUGAUGGCUUCAGAUGGGACUAUUACAAGAAAGCAAAUUAUCUCACAAAUAUCCAUAGAAUGAUUGCUGAUGGGGGCUGGGCAGUAAAUGGAACGAAGAAUGUAUUUAUCACAAAAACCUUGCCAAAUCAUUUUACGAUGGUGACUGGCCUAUAUCAGGAAACCCAUGGUAUUGUUGGGAACGUCAUGUAUGAUCACGUUUUUAAUGCAACAUACUAUGGUGGGAAUUACACGAUACAAAGCGAAUCCCGUUGGUACACUGGAGAACCCAUCUGGGCUACAAAUCAACGUCAACGAACGGAUUAUAGGUCAGGUUGUGUCUGUUGGCCGUCUAGUGGGGCAGUUUUGGAAGGGUUUCGACCUUAUCAACAUAUACCCUGGAAAACUGCUGAAGAUUUUCCUUACAAGGAAAGAUUUAAAACUGCUGUGAAGUGGUUCACCGAUCAUGAAUAUCCAACAAAUCUUGUUUUGGUUUAUAUUGAUAACCCUGAUAUAAUAGGACAUACAUUUGGACCAGAUUCUGAUGAACUAAUACAUGAACUACUCGUUCUUGAUGAGGCCUUAGGUUAUCUUUUUGAUCUCCUUAUAGAUGAACAUUUGCUCGACAAAACUGACAUUAUUUUAACAAGUGAUCAUGGCAUGGCUAGCAUUCCUAAGGACGAUUCUUAUAAAAUAGAAUUGACAAAGUAUCUUACUCAUGGGACGUAUUUUGUUACAGACACAAGUCCUACGGCUUGUAUUUUUCCAACAUCACCUGAACUUGAAGAUGCAAUAUUCCAGAAUUUAAGUUCAAUAAAGCAUGCAAAGGUGUACAGAAAAGCGGACAUUCCAGCGGAGUUUCAUUUCAAAAACAACCGACGCACACCACCCAUAAUUAUUAUUCCAGAAGAACAUUACUGGUGCUCAAACAACAAUACAUAUAUCGCUGGUAACCAUGGCUAUUCCAAUGACGUGGCCGACAUGCAUCCGUUUUUCGCCGCUAUGGGACCGUCCUUCAAGAAAGGCUCCAAGGUGAUGACCUUCAACAGCGUGGACGUGUACCCCAUGUUGUGCACAAUACUGGGCUUGAAGCCUGCGCCAAACAACGGCAGUAUGGACGUUGUGGCAGAGUUGCUAGUAGAUCGUCUCAAGGAGAACACUGGCAGCACGUUUGGAACAUACAUAUUCAUUCUGAUAGUUGGUGGACUGGUCAGCGGUGUGUUUGCAGUGGCGGCCUGUCAGGUUCAGCGCCAGUUGCGCCGCAGGAGGUACCAGUCCCAUCCAAUCCACAAGCUACCGAUGUCCAUGAUGAGCGUGCCUAGUUCAAGGAAGGAGGAUGCAGCCAUUGGUCUGCUUAGUGAUAUGUCUGACGAAGAAUUUUAAUGUGUCAUAGGAUAAUGAUUAUGGGCACUUUUUUUGCAGCAAUUUUAAGCUUGUUUUUAUGCCCCCAAAGGAGGGCAUAUAGUGAUCGGACCGUCUGUCCGUCUGCUUGUCUGUUUGUCCGUCUGUCACACUUUGUGGUUUCGCGUUUAGGUUUUGAAAAAUCCUCAUUACUUCUAUGUCCCUUCACAUAGCAACUUGAUAUUUGGCAUGCAUGUGUAUCUCAUGGAGCUGCACAUUUUGAGUGGUGAAAGGUCAAGGUCAUCCUUCAAGGUCAAAGGUAACAAAACAUGUAUCAAAGCGGCGCAGUAGGGGGCAUUGUGUUUCUGACAAACACAUCUCUUGGUUUUUUUUAAUUAAUUUUGUGUACCAUAGUACUGUAGUAAUGGGCCCUUUUCAAAUGCAUUCAUCAAUUGUCAGAUACCAAAAAAAUCUAUGGUACAAAAAUAUAUCAUAAAAUACUUAUAAUAUAAACAGAAAUUAUGUUUUUCCAAUAUUAUAUUUAUAUCCCCUAAAAUUAUUUCUGCAUUUAAUUGUUGUGUGCUUCUUCAAUAUUCUUCCAAUUUUAUCUUCUUUUUCAGCCCUUUUUGCAAAGCUAGCAAAAGGUUUUAUUUUCUUCUUUUUAACAUUUUUAAUAUCUUUUUUCACAAAUAUGUAACUGAAUCAUAUAUGAAUAAAAACAACCCAUAAUGAAUAUAGCUUGGUUUUGUGGAUAAACAAGACCAUGCCUUUAAUAACUGUUGGCAUGCAAGCUUGGAUGGUUGUCACCGUCCCCGAGAGGUUGAGUUUUGUCCUGGCACUCGGUCUUUCCCCAAAAGCUCAAAACCACAUACAUUUUAUAUCCUCAAGUAGAAACUAAAUAGCUGAAAAGAGCAUGAAAACAUUUGCCCCAAUUUUCGUUUGUAAGUAGAUUCAUUUGUAAGGGGUGCAGGGACACACUUGUGGUCCUCACAUAAUGAAGCCUCAGGUGUGGAAGGACCUCAUAAACAUGGAAAUACACACUCAUUCCUCAAUAUUGAGGACUUACCAUGUGUGAUUAUAAUGAUAAUAAAGUACGGAUGCACUAAUUAUGUGAAGUAAGCAUAAUACAUCAUACUUAGAAUAAACAGUUGUUUUUCACAAAUUUUCAUGUAAUGCAGUUUUAACAUCGUAAGUGUAGUAGACAUUUUCAUGUGUAACUGCAUCUUUAAAAUUCACUUGAUAUCAUUUAUGAGAGAAAAUUCUGUUAAUCCAUGUAUACAGUAUUGUUGUUUUAACAUUUUCUCUUAAAUGAUAUUGUAUCUAAGCAUGCAUGAAGAGUUGAUAAAUACAGUUAAAAUGAUAAAACACACAAUCUUGCAUUUUAAUGCUAAAUGCCAAAGUUGUUAAAGGAAUAAUGAAUCGUUUUAUCAGAAACAGGAGAAUUACCAUGAACCUUCUAAGUUAAAAGUUCAUUUGGACCAUACAUGUAUUUGUUUGUUUGUUUACUUCCAUAGCUUAAUAAAGGCAAAAGACUGUUUAAAUUCAUCACAUGUCGGUCAAAAUACUCAAAUUUAUAUGCAUUUGAAGAUAUUUGUUGUAUUUGCUCACUAGUAAACCUUUGUAUGUAUAUGAGUCAGACUUAUUGUUCAAGUGAGUCUACUGUAAUGUUAACAUGUGUAAACUUUGGUGUCUGCUUUGACAUAUAGAUGUGCUUAAUAUGCACCCAAUAUGCAAGAAUUGAGAACAAUAAUAUUUGUAAUUAUUCAUUUGGAUUUAUCACAUAUAUAUUUCAGGUUACACUGCAAUUUUGUUUUAUAUGGUAUCCUGAAGGAGUUACAUAGUAUUGCCUCAACAAAGUUGCUUAACUACUUAAUUUUUAUCUCUUGGGUCACUGACAUUUAUGCCCAGACAUAUGUACAGUAUGUAUAGACAUAAAAUGUAAGUUAAGAAUCUGAAGGCUUUUACUCUUUCAGUUUGUUAGCUCACCUAAGCACUCAGUGCUCAAGUUGAGCUAUAGUAAUCACCCUAUGUCCAGCCUUGUGCUGCUUAUUGCGUCAAUUUUUAUCUCAUAACCACUAUAGAGGCCAAGAUUUAAUCCAAUCUUGGAAGAAAUUUGGUCUGUAUGUUUAAUCUUAUUGGUAUGUAGGCCAAGUUGGAACCUGGGUCAUUUGCUUUAUAAACAAGGUCAUUCGGUAAAAAAGAAAGUCCUGGUUACCUGUCUUGAAAUAUGUAUAACUUAAUCUUGAUGAAACUUGGUCAGAAUGGUUAUCUUUACAUAUUUAAGGUUAAGUUCCAAUCUUGUUUACGUGUUUUUAAAAUCUAUGUCAUCCACCCUAGAGACCACAUUUAUGUCUCAGUCUUGAUGAAACUUGGUCAGAAUGGUUAUCUUUACAUAUUUUAGGUUAAGUUCGAAUCUAGGUAACGUGUGUUUAAAAACCCACCCUAGAGGCCAAAUUUAUGACUCAGUCUUGAUGAAACUUGGGCAGAAUGUUCAUUUUGUCAAUAUCUGGAACGAGUUUAAAUUUUGAUUUAGAUUACAUGCAUCUCAAAAUGAGGUCACCAGGUCAAAUCUUAGUAAAUUGUGUAACCUGUCUGGAGGUCACAAUUAUAACUCAAACUUGAUGACACUUGGGUCAGAAUAUUUAUCUUUACAAUAUCUAAGAUCAAUCUGGGUCAUGUGCGUCUAGAAACUAGGUCAUAAUUUCCAAUCCUUAAAAAAUGUUAUUGGCGACAUUUAUUUCUCAAGCUUGAUAAAACUUGGUCAGAAGGUUUAUCUUAACAAUAUCCAGGUCAAGAUUGAAUCUUUGUUAGAUGCGUCCAUAAACUAGGUCACCUGGUCAAAUCUUUAACAAAAACUUGUUACCACUCUAUGGCCACAUUUGUGACUGAGCGUUAAUGAAACUUGGUCAGAAUGUCUAUUCAAAUAUCAAGGCCAUCUUUGAAUGGUAUAUUGGGGUAAAAAAGUAGAUUACCAGGUAAAGUCCUCAACAAUUGGUCAAUUCAUGUGAGGGCUUAUAGGCCAUAUGGCCCUCUUGUUUCAUUAUUUUUCUGGGAGUUUUUUAUUACAAAGUUUGAGCUCUGCUCUUUUGUUCCAUGCUCAAUGUGGAAUAUAUUGUACAUAUGAUGUAUUAAAUUAACAUUUCUUCAAUUAUUAAUUGCUUUGCUUUGUGUUAUUAAUAAUUAUCAGAAGGUUGCCUAAUAAUUUUUAGCUCACCUGAGCACAACGUGCUCAUGAUGAGCUUUUGUUAUCGCCUUUUGUCUGUCGUCCGUCGUCCGUUGUGCGACGUCAACAUUUGCCUUGUUCACUCUCUAGAGGCCACAUUUAUUGUCCAAUCUUCAUGAAAUUUGGUCAGAAGAUUGGUUUCAAUAAUAUCUUGGAUGAGUUCGAAAAUGGUGACGUUUGCUUGAAAAACAUGGCUGCCAAGGGGCGGGCAUUUUUCCUUAUAUGGCUAUAGCAAAAUCUUGUUAACACUCUAGAGGCAACAUUUAUUGUCCGAUCCUCAUAGAACUUGGUCAGAAGAUUCAUCCCAAUAAUAUCUUGGACGAGUUAGAAAAUGAUGUCUGUUGGUUGAAAAACAUGGUAGCCAGGGGCGGGGCAUUUUUCCUUAUAUGGCUAUAGUAAAACCUUGUUAACACUCUAAAGGCCACAUUUAUUUUCCGAUCUUCAUGAAACUUACUCAGAAGAUUUGUCCCACUGAUAUCUUGGAUGAGUUCAGAAAUUGUAACCUUUGCUUGAAAAAACAUUACUGCCAAGGGGCGUGGCAUUUUUCCUUA